UUUAAAAAAUUAGGAAAACAAAAGUUUCCUCUUUUUGAGGGGGUAACUAUAUGUUUCGUAAUCGAGUUUCUGGAUGUGAAUUUCAGAAUUUAACUUCAAUUUUCUAAUAGACUAUUGCACGAACUGUCCUUUGAAAAUAUUGCUACAGGUAUCGAAGUUUGUACAGCACAUGUUUGUGAAAACAGACCAGAUGUUUCAUCCACAAAAUAAUCCACGAAGUUACAUAUUAACGAGUGCCACGGUGAAUUAAGAUCGAAUUUCAGGAUGGAUUGUUGCAACUAUAUGGAGUACCGUGGACACCAACAUUAUAGUCAGUUGUAUCAUCAUCAUAAUACUUAUGCACCUCACGGAUAUCACCUUCCGUACAACCAGCAGCCAGCAUGCUUCCAGUCGGAGGAGCCAUCCAAUUACCAUACAGGUUAUGUCUACACACCGAAGGAAGCGCGGAUACAGAAGGCUCUUCGGGCAGAGAUCCGCGACUUGAAAGGCGUGAAUCCCAGGGGCCAUAAGCCGACAUCUCUGGCAGGUACCAUCUCCAGCCGGCAAGGCUCCCAACACCAGCAGUGGGGUAACAAGGUCCACCAUCAGCCCUUCCAGCCUGGGGUCACUGUGAAACAGGCCCGCAGUCGUCAUAAUCCUGUAUCCUCAAGAAUGUUGGUGGAGCAGGAAAGAAGCCUACAGGUGGCAACAAAAGGCAUUCAGGAACAGGCAGAGCAAAACAUGAUCCAAGGAUGCACAGAUUCAUACCUAGAUGUUGACACGAACCCAUACCAUCAGUCCACCAAUCACGUGAACACCCCACGAAAUGGAGACUAUGUGGUCUUAACAGAAAUGGAUGGCCAGCAAUGGCUACCAUACGUACAGAUGCCCCAGUCUGGCACAUCUUACAUGCCGAGACCAAAUGAUGAAACAAAAAUCCAGCAAGGUAGUCCCUGGGCACAUCAUGCGACAGAAAUUCGUCAGCACCAAGUUUCACCUUAUUCUGUGAGACAGCAAAUGAUGAAUGGCUCCUAUGGGAACUGCAUGCAAGCCCAACCACUUACUGGAACAUCGGACAGUGGCGAACCAACUGCUGCAGGCCAGAUGAUUAACCACAGUGACAGAGAUGUUGGUAGCAGUGGUGAUGGUACUGUCAACAACAUUCAGCAACAUCACUACCUUUACCAACAGCAGCAACCUGCAGACAGCUCUGGUCUCCCUCAGAACAUGGUCACUAGGGAGGAAGUGAAUAGAGAAGAACAAAUGCAAAUGCUUGAGAUGAUUCCCAUGUCUUUAGCAAACAGCGUAGCACCUAUUUCUAUAGCUACUACAUCAGCAGCAGCCACAACAGCAGCAACUCAAAAGGCGCAAAUUCCUUCCAUUAGCUACAGUGCUGGUAACAACUGGAAACGACCAUCUGCCACAUCUGUAAACAAGAGUAGCAAGAACUCAUCGUCUGCCAGCACACAUCCAGCUGCGGUAGAAAUUACCAGUACACUGAGUGAUAAUUCUGGUGUUGCUAAUGGAACCGAGAAUACAAACGGUCCCUUGCCAGCCUUUGAGCAAGCUUUCGGUUCAACAGAAAUUGGCCGUUAUUCUCAUGAAGGAUUUUUCAGCAACACAACUCAACAAACUGAGAAUCACCAGCCUGCUAGCAAUGAGGUUAGUAUCAAUUCUGCUCCUGAUUACAACUAUUAUAUGGGUCCAUUGCAGAUUCCCACUUUUGAAUCAACUAUGCAUUAUCAUCAGAACCAGCUUCAAGCCGUUAACCAGUACUCAGGGUUCUACAACUAUUACAAUUACAAUUACAAUUGCAAUGAGUUUCACCAACACUUCAGCUACAGCCAUAAUCAGUUCUCACAUUACAAUCCAUUGACCAAUGCUCCAAUGAAAUACGAAAAUGUUCUGAAUUAUUAGAAUAUUCACCAUAUAUCAUAUAUUUUGUACCUAGUUCAGUUACACGCUAGCUUUACCUAAUUAUUAUGAACAAAUUUUGUCUUCUUUACGUAAUACAUAAAAAUGUAUAUCUUAUUUUGGUAACAAAUAAAAAUGUAUAAGGGUUUGCCUGACAAAUGAUUGAUAAGCAUUAAAAUUGUACACAAAAGCCAUUUGAAAUGUGACAGCGGGAGAUAAUACUGUUGAAUAUCGGUAUUACCAUUUAAGGGCAACCACAAUACAUUGCUUUUAUUCUAAAUUGCUAUUAAUUACCUACGUAGUAAACCGGUGAUCUCCCGAAUGAGUUCCCAGACAUUUAUUAAAUGCCUCCAUUUCAGUAAACUAUAUGGAUAUUUUCUGUAGGUAUAGGAUCUGUAUACAUAUAUAUGUUUCCAAAAGGCAAAUUGCUGUAGUGUGCAUCCUAUAUUUGUAAAAAAAAUAUGAUUUUAUAAUUAAGCCAUUAAAAUAAUAAUAUACUGUUUUAAACAACCUAAACCUAACAGUACUUAGAAGCAAAACUAAAAAUGGAUCAUAAAUUCUAUAAAUUAAAAUUUUGAAACCAGUUUUGUAGAAAGAUUGACAGAAAAUGUGCCUUCAAAAUAAGGGACUGGAAGUAAGAAAAUUCCAUAAUUAUAAAAGCAACAGCUUGUUGUCUCGGUCAUUAAGUCAGCUGCAAAUUAUCCCAUUCCCACAUAUCCUGUGAAAAAAAGUGAUAAUCAAAAAUCCUAGUCAUAUAAUACUAAAAAAUUUUGAGAGAAACUGAAUUCAUUAAAUACUUUUAAAGUAAUAUUUUUGGGGACCAAUUUCCAAACUUUCACAGUUGUAACAUCUACACGCAACAUUAAGGAGUUCAUGAAAGCGUUCAUCUGUGUCCAUAGCAUAGUAAAAUGUGGCUUACUGUGCUAUGUUUAAGAGAUAAAUCAAAAUAUUGAUUUAAGUAUAUAGUUAUGAAUUAUGUGAAUGUACAAGCAUGUAAUGGUUUUGUACAUAUACAGUAAAUUAAGCAGAACUGUUUAUGGGUGUGGCUUUGAAAGGGCUAUUUUUAUGUUAAUUUUAGUAGACACUUCUAAGAAGUGAUGGUUUUGUCUGAAAUAUAUAUUACAGAUUGAACAAUUUGUUAUUGACAUUAAGAAUCACUUGGGCACAAUCCCAAAGGAUGCACCAACAUUCUAUCCUGUAAUAAUAUUUGCAAGUAUGAUCAGCUAUCCCUGAACAGAAGGAAACAUUAGUAAAACCAGAAAGACACAGCUUGUGGCUCGGUCCACAUUUGAUCAGGUCUAUGAAUUCCAUUUGUUUAAAAAAUAUCAGGGCAUAUCACAGGCACAUCAAGUACGAUCAUAUUAUUGAGACUUUAUGAUCUUGGUAUCUAUGUUUAUUUAUAUAUAAAUAUGUAUUACAAAAGGAAAACACCAGGUGGAGUAAAUAUAUGUAUAAUGGGUGACAUGUGAGAUGGCAUUUCUAUAAGCAAGAUAAGGUAGAUAUAUGAACCAGAGAAACGUGCACAAUAUUUUGUUCAUAAGAAAUAUCCUUGGUGUGAUGAUGAUGUCAGACUCAUGCUAUCACAUUAUCAUUCAAGAUGAUCACUGUAAUGCACACGAAUUCGUCUCCAGUGUCCUUACUUAGUUAUGUGCUCCUCCUUCCUUUACCAGGCAAUAACGAAGGAUAACCUAUAGGAAUCAUACAAGGUUAAGAACAGGCAAAUAUAGUUUUCAGCAGAAAUUAUUUGGGCAUAUUAUAUUAAUACAUUAAGUAGAACAGUAUUAGAGAUGCUUUAUGCAUGCAUAUGAAUGUUGUAUAAGUCUCAAAUGGUGAACUUUGGGUAUGCAAAAGCUAUUGGUUCUUCUAAGGGGUCCUUUCAGAAGGGAUUCACAUUAUUUCUAAACAGGAUAACAUAAUGAUAGGCAGCAUGAAGAAAAAUCUCAUUACUAUAACUGACACAGCUUCUCAGCAGCAUAUUUGCUUUGUUACCUCAGUUUCAGUGUAUCUACACAAAAUUAUUUUAUAUUCUUUGUUAACAGUAUAAGGAAUUACAUAGUAACAGGCAUUCAAAUUGCAAAUUAAGCUGUAAAAAGAGACUAAAAUGGUAUCAUUUUGUAAUGCCAUCAAUUUACAACACUUGUUGUUCUAUAAGCAAGUUCAUAUUAUUUCUCUCGUCUGCAUUCCACAUUUCUUAACAUUGGUCUUUACUGUGUGCUGAAGUCCUUAAUGUUGACAAUCACAUAUCACAGAAUGUCAUAUCCAAGAGCAACUAUUAAGACAAUCAAAUUUUAUUAGUUUCAUAAUAAUUCCUUAAUGUCAUACAACCAAAACUUAGAAAAAAGAUGAAUAAAUUAUGUUCUUAAAUAUGGUAUCAGCUGUAAGGUUUAUUCUCCCACCCACCAAUAUCUAUUUAUAUCCAAGACAACUAAACAUUUUCUAAUUUCAUCAUAUUGUUGUUGCUCCUUUGUAACAGCCAGUUAUAUAAUUCUUUUCUCAGGUAUGCUUUGAUAGUCUGGAUAUGAAGCAAAGUAGCUGUGUGAAGUAUGUAAUAUUCGUGCUUCUUUUUAUUCAACUUUGAUGUUGGUAUAUGAAUUUAUACUUCUGUCACAGCUCACCUAUUCUUAAUUCUUCUUAUGUCUUACAUUUUACAUUAAUUACUUUCUCAUGAUCAUUCUACUUCCAAAAAUAUAUCAUAGUUAACGUCUUAAUUAGUAUUUUUUCAUUACUUGCUAAAUUCACUGUGUGAAUAACAAACAUUUAAAUCUUUCAAACAGUGAGAAGGCAUAUAAUUUCCUCUGCUAUAAACUUCCCAUCAGAGAUUGAGUAGGGUUCGUUGGAGUAGAGAAAGUGAAAGGUCAAUGUUAUGGACACUGCAGAAUUGGGGAACUGCCAUUGGAAUGUGGAAAGUUUACACAUUUAAUAGUUGGUUACAACAUCCUAACCCCUAGGCCAAGAACACUGAUACCUGGAGUCCAUGCAAUAUUAUCGAGUUAGAACAUUUGCCUUUCAUAUCUUGGAUUACUGGUUAAUUUACAACAGUCUUUGUACAGAAUGAUUUAUUAAUGACACAGUUUUAUCUGUUUGCUCUUGGACAGCAUAAAUUUUAUUCUCAGCUAUUACAAAGUAGAAAACAAUUUGAUUCCCUUAUGCCCAUUACUUUUGAUCUAUCAAUAUCAGCCUUCCACUACUUGUCUUGCUUUUUUCACUGAAUCAGAAAUGUUUAUAUACAGAAUCAUGUGACUGCAUUUACUGCCUACAAUAUAAUGUAAAAUACUGCCUUCUAGAAUGACAGAGUGUAGUCUUGUUGAUGUUUACCCUCUAUCAGACUACAUGUCUUCACAUCCCACUCACCACAAAUUCCCAAGAUAUAACCUUAAAAUGCGUCAUGAAUACUGCCUCUCAUAGCUUUACAAAUUCAUCACUGUCUUCGCAUUUUCAUUUGAUUUUGUAUAGUUCAUUGCAUCAUUAGCUAGAUUUUAUUACUUCUGCUUCAUUAUACAGGAUUGGGUGCAGAAACUUCCUUUUUGUGAAGACACAUUGUCAAGGGAGGGGAGGUGGCAGAAAAGCGGGGAUAGGCUCGGCAAACGCAGCAGUCGCGUGAGUUUCUGUCUAAUAUUGCUCAGUAGGAAACGUAGGAAACAUGAGGUGGACGAGUGAGCAGCGUGCGUUUGCUGUCGAAGCCUAUUUUUCGAACAACCAUUCCCAUGGCAGUGCAGCAUGCGUUCCAUACUCACUUCGGAAUUAAGCCCAGAGGUCCGGUUCCCGACCGGAAAUCGAUUGUUUUGUGGGUAGGGAACUUUAGGACAACCGGGAGUGUGGUGGAAAAAUCAUCAGGAAGACAAGGGACCGUUACAAAGCCAGAAAAUGUGGAGGCAGUUCGACAGUCGAUUUUGGGAUCCUUUUCGAAGAGGCUCUUGAAGAAAUACAUCUAGGAAAUGUCUGGUUCCAACAGGAUGGUGCCACGGCCCACACAG
Messenger RNA from Cryptotermes secundus, 5867 nucleotides. RefSeq lists its product as uncharacterized. The coding region runs from base 265 to 1896 and encodes 543 amino acids. The transcript has 6 exons. NCBI's taxonomy places the organism in Eukaryota, Metazoa, Arthropoda, Insecta, Blattodea, Kalotermitidae. The record is from RefSeq and is a predicted model, not a curated record.